AUUUAAUUUUUUUUGCCUCCUGUGGCUCAGAGUAGGAUGACCAACGAUCCCCAGACAGAUGAGCAGUAUGAAAACCAAACUGGACUCAUAGACAAAGAGCAAAAACUGCUGGAGAGGGGUCAAUGGGCUACCAAAUCAGAGUUUAUUCUGGCAGUCGCAGGGCAGAUCAUUGGACUGGGAAACGUUUGGAGAUUUCCUUACCUGUGCUUCAAAAAUGGGGGAGGUGCCUUUUUAAUCCCUUACAUGCUGUUUUUAAUUACCUGCGGUAUUCCUCUCUUCUUUCUGGAAACGGCCCUGGGUCAAUAUACCCAGCAAGGGGGCAUCACAUGCUGGUGGAAAGUCUGUCCAUUGUUUGCAGGUAUUGGCUUUGCUACUCAGGUCAUUAUUGUUUAUAGCACCACCUAUUAUAUUAUCAUCCUGGCCUGGGCAUUCUUCUACUUGUUCCACUGUUUCACCUGGGACCUGCCCUGGGCCACAUGUAACAACACUUGGAACACAGCCUACUGUGUGGAGUUUGAUAAGAUGAACAGGAGCUUGAAUUGGACUGAUGGAAGAAAUUUUACUUCACCAGCCAACGAGUUUUGGACAAGACAGGUGCUAAAGAUCUCUGGUGGGAUAGAUGAGCUUGGCAGUGUAAACUGGGAAAUGGCACUGUGCCUUCUUCUUGCCUGGAUCAUCUGCUACUUCUGUGUUUGGAAAGGAGUCAAAUCCACAGGAAAGGUCGUGUACUUUACUGCCACCUUCCCUUAUGUCAUGUUGGUUAUCCUCCUGCUGCGAGGGCUGACUCUACCUGGAGCUGGGGCAGGCAUCAUCUUCUAUCUUAAACCAGAUAUAGCACGCCUUGGGGACCCUCAGGUGUGGAUGGAUGCUGGAACACAAAUAUUUUUCUCCUAUGCAGUCUGUUUAGGAUGCUUGACUGUUCUUGGGAGCUAUAACAAGUACAAUAAUGACUGUUACCGAGACUGCUUUCUUCUCUGCCUAAUGAACAGUGGAACAAGUUUUGUGGCAGGAUUUGCCAUUUUCUCUGUCCUGGGCUUCAUGGCUUAUGAACAAGGAGUGGGAAUUGAAAAAGUGGCAGAAUCUGGUCCAGGCUUGGCAUUCAUUGCAUACCCCCGUGCAGUAGCCAUGAUGCCCCUUCCCCAACUGUGGGCAUUUUGCUUCUUUUUAAUGGUUAUCCUUCUUGGUUUGGAUUCUGAGUUUGUGGGACUGGAGAGCUUGGCCACCACCAUCACAGACUUAUUCCCUACAACCUUGCGCAGGAGGCACUCUAGAAAGUUGCUUCUUCUGUUGAUCUGUUUUAUCUGCUUCCUGAUUGGUUUGCUGAUGGUCACAGAGGGUGGUGUGUACCUCUUCCAGCUGUUUGAUUACUAUGCCUGCAGUGGAACAAGCCUUGUGCUCCUGGCAAUUUUUCAGUCUAUCUGUGUCAGCUGGGUUUAUGGUGCAGAUCGCUUCUAUGACAAUAUUGAAGAUAUGAUUGGAUAUCGGCCUACCCCACUGAUUAAAUACUGUUGGCUUUUCAUCACUCCGGCCAUCUGUGCAGGCACGUUUGUCUUCUCUGUCAUCAAAUACACCCCACUCAAGAUGAACAACUCGUAUGUGUACCCAGCUUGGGGGUAUGCUUUGGGAUGGUUUAUCGCUCUCUCCUCCAUCAUUUGCAUUCCUCUCUGGAUCAUUUAUCAACUUUUGCAGGCCAAAGGUUCAAUACGGAAGCGUCUUCACUUUCUGCUUCUCCCUGCUGAUGACCUGCCAGUUCCUCAAAGAACAACAAUGAGAUUACGUCAGCUUACCUCAAAAUAUUGUCAGUCUAUCAGCUGUGCUGUGGAGGACCCUGACUUCAGGGCGGCAACCUAAAUGAAAUUCCUGUCAUCCUCACAAAAGACUUUGUCUUCCAGCUACCAGCAUGACCUGGGCACUAAGAUAAUUUCUGUGUUUGUUAAGAUGUGAAAAGCAAAUCUUUUUGUGCAAACGCUUUAGAAUAUGUGGAAUAGGUGGUAGUCAUUUAUAUUUCAAAAAGUCUAUCACAGCAAAGACUACCAGACAAAGAUGGCAUUUUCUUUGACAUUUAUUGUAAACCAUAUUGAAUAAUUAAAAAAAAACACCAGCAUUUUCCUCUCCUUUAUGAAGAGUUUCUUACUGGUCUUAACAAACAGAGGACCAGGUAGACAAAAAACCACACAAAGAAUUCCUACAUUAGAUAUUGACUUCUACAUCUUCCUUAA
Molecule: messenger RNA, 2219 nt
Organism: Erpetoichthys calabaricus (reedfish)
Lineage: Eukaryota; Metazoa; Chordata; Cladistia; Polypteriformes; Polypteridae
Product: sodium- and chloride-dependent GABA transporter 2-like
Exons: 14
Coding region: 37-1851 (604 amino acids)
Biological process (GO): sodium ion transmembrane transport
Cellular component (GO): membrane
Source: RefSeq, a predicted model, not a curated record